This is a messenger RNA of Malus domestica (apple), 2876 nucleotides long. Its product is annotated as kinesin-like protein KIN-14C. Gene Ontology annotation, biological process: microtubule-based movement. The record is from RefSeq and is a predicted model, not a curated record. Lineage: Eukaryota; Viridiplantae; Streptophyta; Magnoliopsida; Rosales; Rosaceae. Gene Ontology annotation, molecular function: microtubule binding; microtubule motor activity; ATP binding.
UAAUGUGUGUACCGCCAGAUCCAAUUUCAAAAUUUUCACUCUCCUCCCUCUUCUUUCUCCUUUCUGCCAAAAUCCCUAAUUCGAUCUCACCAAUCCAAACCCCAGUUUGUGCAAAUCCGACCAUCGGCUCCACCAGAUCGACGGCGAAGAACGGGACCUGAUUCAUGGCUUCUCGCAACCAGAACAGGGCUCCUCGGAGUCCGUUUUCUAAAAAGAGUAGUCUUGAUGAAGUUCCCUUAGACAAGCGGCGAAGAAUCGAAACAAGAAAACCGGAGUUACCGAGUAGCAAUGGCCGCCAACGACCGCCACUUGCUGUUGUUAAGCAAGAUGCAGCAGGUACCGGCGAUAUAGGCAGUGUGGAGGGAUCAGAGUGUGGCAAUGUUGAGUUUACCAAGGAAGAAGUCGAGGCGUUGUUGGUUGAGAAGUUAAAAGUGAAGAAAUUUGAUCAUAAGGGGAAAGCUGAUCAGUUAGCUGAUUACAGCAAGAGGCUGAAGCUAUGCAUCAGAUGGUUGCAGCAGGUUGAGGAAGGGCAUAUUCUCGAGGAGGAAAAGCUUCGGAAGGCAUUGGCUUCUGCUGAAAAAAAAUGCUCGGAUACUGAGGUGGAAAUGAAAAACAAGGUCGAUGAGCUCAAUGCCGUAAACUCAAAGCUGAGGGAAAGUAUGGCUGCUUUGGAAGAGAAACUUGCAAAGGAAGAAUCAGAGAAGUUGGAUGCAAUUGCUAGUCAUAGAAGUGAAAAGGAAGCAAGGGAUGCUGCUGAGAAGUUGCAAGCUUCUCUCUCACAGAAGCUUGAAAUAAUGCGGGAGGAGAAAUUAGUUGCAGACCAGAAGGUUUCUUCGUAUCAGGAUUUGUAUAAUCGAGCACAAGAGUACAACAAGAGUCUACAACAGUACAAUAGCAAACUCCAAAAAGAUCUUGAAACUGCCACCGAGUCUCUCAAACGAGUUGAAGAUGAGAAAAGGACUGUUCUGGAGACCCUUAGCAAUUUGAGGGUUCACAAUAAGGCGUUGCAAGAUGAGUUGGCUAAAGUAACAGCUUCAUUGGAAGAAACAUUAAAGCAGAAGGAACUAUUAGAUAAUGAAAUCAAAUGCCUUCGUGGGGAACUGCAACAAGUUAGAGAUGACCGCGAUCGGCAUGCAAGAGAGAUUCAAGAUUUGAGGGAUCAAGUGGUGAAGUACAAGGAAAACACUGAAUUGUCGUGUGAAGAGUUAGAUAGGUUGAUGAGAAAAUCAAAAGCCUUGGAGGAAAGAGAUUCAUCUCAAAAACAGGAGAUAGAUACAUUAAAGCAUGAGUUAUUUGCCGCAAAUGAUAAACUUAAGAUGGUCAGUCGAUCCGCUUCAGAAACAUUGACAGAGUUUGAAGAACAUAAGAGAAUCGUGCAGGAGCUGCAAAACCGCCUGGCUGAAUCAGAGUUGCAAAUACUAGAAGGAGAGAAGUUAAGGAAAAAAUUACAUAACACCAUUCUGGAAUUAAAAGGUAAUAUCAGGGUAUUCUGUCGAGUCCGCCCAUUGCUACCUGAUGAUGCUAAUGCAACAGAAACCCCUGUAGUUUCUUAUCCUACAGCAACCGAAUCUCUUGGCAGAGGCGUUGACUUGGUACAAAGUGGCCAAAAAUUUAAUUUUACAUUUGACAAAGUGUUUCACCACGAGACUUCCCAACAAGACGUUUUUGUGGAAGUAUCGCAACUUGUACAAAGUGCACUUGAUGGUUACAAGGUCUGCAUAUUUGCUUAUGGUCAAACAGGUUCCGGAAAAACUUAUACUAUGAUGGGCAGACCAGAUGCUCCGGAGCAGAAAGGCUUAAUACCUCGUUCACUAGAGCAAAUAUUCCAAACGAGUCAAGCUCUUCAGGCUCAGGGUUGGAAAUACAAAAUGCAGGCCUCAAUGCUCGAAAUAUAUAAUGAGAACAUUCGUGACUUGUUAUCCACUAGUCGUUCAAGCAGUGCAGACUUGUUAAAGACAGAAAAUGGUGUUUGCGGAAAGCAGUACACGAUAAAGCAUGAUGCAAAUGGAAAUACAUACGUUUCUGACCUCACGAUCGUUGACGUUUGUAGCAUAAAUCAAAUUUCAUCUCUUUUGGAACAGGCUGCACAUAGCAGGUCUGUAGGCAAGACUCAUAUGAAUGAGCAAUCUUCGAGAAGCCAUUUCGUGUUUACCUUGCGUAUAUCUGGGAUUAAUGAGAACACUGAACAACAAGUCCAAGGAGUCUUAAAUCUUAUUGACCUAGCUGGAAGUGAAAGAUUGUCAAGGAGUGGCGCAACCGGAGAGCGGUUGAAGGAAACUCAGGCCAUUAACAAAAGUUUGUCAUCGUUGAGCGACGUCAUAUUUGCUUUGGCGAAAAAGGAGGACCAUGUUCCUUUUAGGAACUCCAAGCUGACCUAUCUUUUACAGCCUUGUCUUGGAGGGGAUUCGAAAACGCUGAUGGUUGUCAACAUCUCUCCGGAUUCCUCUUCAGUUGGGGAAUCCCUUUGCUCUCUUCGAUUCGCUGCUAGGGUCAAUGCCUGCGAAAUCGGGAUUCCUCGAAGGCAAACGUCCAUGAAGCCUGUCGAUAAUCGUUUAAGUUACGGCUAGCUUUUGUCAUCAUUUUCGUUUUGCAUUCGGUUUAUGUCGUCUGUAUGAGAGAAAGCGUGUGUUGUGUGUAGAAUGGAGGCAGAUUUGGGGUGUGUAAGGUUUGUUUUUUGUAGUUCUUGUGCUUCGAGGUACUACAAAAUCUGUACUUCUAGAUUUGUAUCCUGUCCUAAGAGAUCCAUCUGUUAGUUUUUGAUGCUUAUGAAUUGUGACAAUAUAGAAUUAUUGUCUUAGUAACUUGAUUGAUCGUUGUGAUGAACGCUUGUAUCACAAUUAAUGAUUUAAUAUAUUCCACCGUUGAGAUUUCUUUAA